Molecule: messenger RNA, 2086 nt
Organism: Pyricularia grisea
Lineage: Eukaryota; Fungi; Ascomycota; Sordariomycetes; Magnaporthales; Pyriculariaceae
Exons: 5
Coding region: 256-708 (150 amino acids)
Source: RefSeq, a predicted model, not a curated record
CAAGGGUUUGAGCAAUGAUUUUGGUUGUUGUCUCGUCCUCAGGUACCAGUUCACUCCCGCGUCUAGCCUGCCUGUGCCGUGUGCGGGACUGAGCGGACGUACUUUGACAAACAUAAAACCCGGCUGCUUGCCCAGAUUCUCGAGCCACUCCUUUUCUUACCUUCAUCACACCACAAACAAAUAACCAAGUUGACCUGACUUUACCAUCGUUAUCAACGAAUUCCACCUACUUUUCAAACCCCAAAUCAAUUCAAAAUGUCUCUUCACUACCUUCCCCCCGUUAAGCCCUCGGCCAUUGCCCUCGGCACCGUCUUCUGCCAGACCGCCGAGCUUGCCGUCCUCUCCCCCAUCUUUGGUGCUACCUACAACCGCGCCAAGGCUGCAAACACCAAGGAGGAGUUCCUUCGCUCAAAGGAGGCUUCCUCUGCUGGAAUUGCUUGGGGAACCUCGCUGCUCGGCUCUGCCCUUCAGUCGUAUGGUGUCGGUGCUCUAAUCAACGCCACUGCCACCCUCAGCUACAAGGGUUCGGCUUACCUCGGUGCCCUGAUCUUCAUGGCUACUUCUGCCCCUGGCUACAUCUCGCAAGUCUUCUUGGAGAAGCGCCCGCUUGAGACUGUCGGCGUCAGUGUCGUCGCCAAGGUCAUGGAGACUGUUGGCCUCGCCUGCGUCCUGACCUGGUGGGGAACCCGCACCAACCCCUUCGAAUAAGCUAUUUUCUUUAGUCGAACGGUUUGAGAUGGAGCGGAUGAAUAUGAAGGCGCAUUGAAGGCGUCAAGGCUGGCUGGAGUUGUCAACUGUGUUAAUUGCAACCAGGCGUUUUGUUUCGUUUUCUUUUCCCGUAGUUCACAAAUAAUCAAUACCGAAACAAACCAAAUACCACUUGACCAUGAUGUCCUUGAUUGCCAUGUAUGCAUGCCUAAACCACGCUUGCAACUCUUUUCACAGCCAAUAGACGCAAUAAUUGAUUGCUUUGCAAACCUUAGCCAGCAGUUAAACAACCGAAUGUGAACCCACCUGAACGCCCAAAAUGUACAUCAUAAACACCAUUCCCAGUUUUUGUGCUGACAAGCCAAUUCGGCUAUCUAACUCCCCCCAACACAGACUAAUCCCUCAUAGGAGUCCCCUGAGCUGCUUAGCAAACUCUUUCUGUGCCGUGCUGACCAGCUCCUUGUACGCCUUGGGGUAGUCAUCCUCCUCACCAUCCUCCUCGAUUGCGUCCUUCUUCUUCUUGUCCGCCUCCCGCUUCCUGCCCUGAGCCAAGAGCAUCACCACCGACGUGGGACGCUUCGUCUUGGCUGCAGCACCAAGCUCGGCACGCGAGGGAACAAACAGGUAAGGAACGUUGCGCUCCUCGCAGUAGACGGGCAGGUGCAUGAUGACCUCGGCGGGUGAAAUGUCUCCAGCGAUUAUGACGACGCCAGGGACUUCGGUGGUGGUGGCGGUUUUGGUGGGUGCUUUCCGGAGGGCCUUGUUGACCUCUUUCACACCUCGGAGGAGAGCAUGCUUCUUGGUAGCCUUCUUUAUCGCCUUCAGAACCUUCUUCUGGACCUUGUCAUCGGCCAGAGGCAGCGCAAACGACACGAGCGCACCCUUGGGCAGCUCGCCCUUGGCGACAAUUGCCUUGGCCUCGUCCAUCUCCUCGUCAGAUUCGGCAUCGUCGACGACGGCGGGAGCCUUGACCGCCGAGCCGGCGGCCGACGCUUGCAGGUGCUCGUCCAGUGCGCUGGCAAGACGCUCCUUGCUCUUCUUGUCCUUCUUGUCCUUCUUUGAGGAUUUGGAGACGCCAUCCUUUUCACUGCGCUUCUUCUCCUUCUUUUCCUUCUUCAGCCUCGCCGCCUCAUCGCCGGCGACAUCCUUCUUCUUGUCUGAACCCAUUGCUGCUUGCGGUUGUCGGUUUGUUGAUGUAGCUUUGCUUUUUUGAAAAAAAAAAAAGAUAAAAAUUUGUGACCUUGCAAAUAUCACAAGCCUCAAUGUCAGCGGCGUGUGCGAAUACGGGGAUAAUUGGACGCUGUUCGGACAGAGAUACAAGCCUCUUUUCUUGCGCCGGCGAGCUUAUCUUGAACUUUUCGAGCUAGGCGCGUUGGUG